AUGGCGGCGGCUCCGGGGCUGCGCGGGCGGGCGCUGCCCGAGCUCCGCGAGAUGCUGAGGCGGCAGGAGCGGCUGCUGGCAGACCGGAAGUUCAUUGCUAAGCUUCCAGAUAAGGGUAAGAAGAUCUCUGAUUUUGCUGAAAAGCUGAAGCUUGCCAUUUUCCAAGAGGAAGAAGUAGCCAGGACAGCUGAGCUGUUAUCUGCUGUCAGGUUGGAGUUUCGGGCAAAACAGGAGGAGAUUAAUACAAGCAAACAGGAAGCUGUCCUAACUGAGGACACAGUGAACAGUGUAGAUUCCACAGUCUUUAAUGAAAACUCUAAUAUUAAAGACAGUAUUGAAGACAUUGCUGCUGAAAGGCAUGAGGCAGAAUGUAUUGAAGAAGAUGCCACAAAUACAGCUUUGGAAAAUCAAAUGACUCAGAGGAAAAACGAAGUGAAGACUGUUAUAAAGGAUCAGAGUAGUUUCUGUGAAGCUAUUUCUAAGUCAUCCACAAGCAAUCACCUGAACAAUGAUCAGCAAGUCUCCCAGAGCAAUAGCAAGGAUGGUACAGAAAGUACAGCUGAUUUGGAUAGUAGUAAAGAAGCCUUGGUUGAUGCCUUUCAAAGAGUUACAAUUGCAGAUGGGGAAAAUAGUGAAAAAAUACUGGAAAAAGAGCAGGAUGUGGCAAAACAUAAGGGCAACAUAUUUGGAAGCCAGCAUCCCAAGACACCACAUUACAUUGAAGUUCUAGAGGCCAGAGCCAAGAAUCCAGUCAUAAAAAAACCCAAAUUUAAAACAAAUGCACUAUCAGGAGAGCAGAGUGGAUCAUCUCAUGGUUCCUCAUUGAGUCGAUCACCUGGGGGAUGUGGCUCUCCAGUUCCUCCAGAAGAGAGACGACUCAGAGAUAAGAAACAUUUGGAUGACAUCACAGCAGCUCGACUGCCACCACUUCACCACUCCCCUGCCAAGCUGUUAUCCAUAGAGGAAUCCAUAGCAAUUCAGAUACAGCAAAAAGAAGCUUAUGAGGAAAUGCAAGCCAAGCUGGCAGCACAGAAGCUUGCAGAGAGACUGAAUAUAAAAAUGCUCAGGUUUGAACCAGAGGGGAAGGCCUCAAUGCAGUACAGAGAAGUGAGAGAUGAAGAUUAUUUUUCAGCAGAAGACUGAAUACAUGGAAGGGUGUCUGUGGAUGAGCUGUGUAACUGAUCUUUAUGUAGUAUUUCUUAAAACCCAAACCUGAAUAUUGAGAAUGCUUCAUCUAGUCAGCUCCAGGAAGGGUUCAGUGUAGACAUCAUAAAUAUACAUGUCAAAAUCACUUAUCAGUCUUCCUUGGGGACUGUUUUUGAGCACUUGGGGCAGUUAUUCCUUGUGGAAUGCCCCACAGUUCUCAGCUUUAACAAAGUGAGCUCUCUAAUACAGUUUUGCAGGCUGUGAGGGUCAGCUACAAAAUGUUUCUUCUCUGCAGAAAUGUAAUUGAAAGGGCUUUGGCACAAAACAUAUCCAUAAAGUAAGCUGAGGUGCCUGUGAACUGCUCACAUGUAUGAAAGUUCUUGUCUUGUAUAAAUGUGAACUACUUCUUUUACCUAUUUAAUAUUACCUUGCUUUUAUGAUAUGGUGAAGAUACCUGUCCAGAGAGUUACAAUAAAUACCUGAUCUUUAGGCUGUAAGGUAACUCCUUAUCACAUGAGAACUUGUUCCUGUGCCUGCACCUUAAAAUAACUUUUGCUGCCCUUAUGUUGUAAAUAGCUAAGAAUUUGAAGUUAUUUUGUUACUCUGCUGUUUGAUUUUUGGAAGAGAUCAAGUUAAUCUGAAGACUUUAAUAUUAUUAUUAUUAAAGAUUUUUA
Messenger RNA from Cinclus cinclus, 1820 nucleotides. RefSeq names its product RNA polymerase II subunit M (gene POLR2M). The transcript is spliced from 4 exons. Gene Ontology annotation, biological process: transcription elongation by RNA polymerase II; intracellular signal transduction. Gene Ontology annotation, molecular function: transcription elongation factor activity. The record is from RefSeq and is a predicted model, not a curated record. Bases 1 to 1143 code for a protein of 380 amino acids. Lineage: Eukaryota; Metazoa; Chordata; Aves; Passeriformes; Cinclidae. Gene Ontology annotation, cellular component: intracellular anatomical structure; nucleus.